This is a messenger RNA of Xyrauchen texanus (razorback sucker), 4147 nucleotides long. It is a transcript of the gene khnyn, whose product is annotated as KH and NYN domain containing. Gene Ontology annotation, cellular component: cytoplasmic ribonucleoprotein granule; nucleus. The record is from RefSeq and is a predicted model, not a curated record. The transcript is spliced from 9 exons. The coding region runs from base 695 to 3523 and encodes 942 amino acids. Gene Ontology annotation, molecular function: mRNA binding; RNA endonuclease activity. Lineage: Eukaryota; Metazoa; Chordata; Actinopteri; Cypriniformes; Catostomidae.
UUCUGUUGACUUCAAACGGAAAUGACUUUAGACAGUGGAAAUUCCCACUUGCGUAAAGCUUUGGCAAAGUCUACGAGAAGACUGUUCGCGUGAAUGUCACUUGUGUAAAUAUAUGGAAUGAUAUAAAAUGCAAUGGCAUUGAAUUAGUGCAAAAACAGAUUUAUUUUUGAUAAAUAUUAUAGAUGAAAUAUUUGGUAAAACACGAAAGUGCUGUGGUCAAUUGUACACGCGCCUCUUUCCUGUUUGUAACGACAAAACAUCGAGAACGCAAAUGGAGUUUCCCUUAAGUUUCAUUUGAUCAACAAUGAUACAACUGACGAUCAGUCCUAAAUGUGGACAGCCUGACUAAACAUGCGGGUGAUUUCUAAACGAGAAACAUGUUAUAACCCGACAGAACUAUAUCACGAUUGAUUCUGGUGAAGCUGAAUGUGAUAUUGUCGCUUUUGAUCGUUUAUAAGUGCUAAGUUUAAAUAAGUUUAAAGAGCGUAACAACGCUAGUUUGUGUCGGUUAAAUCGUCAUCGUUCUAUAAUGUGGAUAUCUCUGAUUUCAAAUGUGUUUAUUGUGACUUCAUUGGGGAAUAUGUUCUUUUCUCUUCUCCAGAAUCGAUAGUUUGUUUAUUUAAUAUCAAUAGAACAUUCUGUAACCUGGUCAUCUUGGUUUGACCUUACACACAUUUGCUAUGUAAGUUUUAUCAUGGCUCUCUCAGCCCUCCCAUUUGAAGAAUUUACAUCCCAAUGGACGGACGUCUGGACAGAGGGGCAGGAAGUUAAGGAUGAGUUUACCUGCUCAUGUGUUUUGAGGGGGGCACUGGUGGCCCUGCAGCCCACUGUUGAGCGGGUGUUUGGGGUGUCACUGAAUAUCGGAGGAGAGGAUACGGUCUCGUCACAGGACGGACAGAUCUGGCUGCGUUUGCGCGGGAACGCCAGGAAUGUGGAGGCAGCAAAGCUUUUUGUGAAAGGUGUCGUCAAUCAGGAAGCUCAACAAGAGAUCCAGUUCCCAGAGGUCCUUCACUGUGUGUUCUGUGGUGCUAAAGGGCUGUUCAUGGAUUGCCUGAUUAAAAAUACCUCAGCACAUAUUUUGGUAGGAUCUCAAGGUUGUCUCCUCAUCACCGGACUUGCAGAACCUGUGAUGAAAGCAUACUCUUACAUUACAGACCUGGCAGAGAAGUACAGUAUGAGCCAGGGACGACGUCCUGACUGUGGGCUUGGGACAGCAGGUGAGUCCCUGGAUUCACGCCGGGCCUUCAAGUCCAUGGUUGAGAACCUGGAGGACCGUCACAUCCUAGACCUGCUAGUGUUACCUGUGAUAGUAAAAGAAGCUCUGUUGGAUUUGGUGAAGCAGUCUGGAUUGGAUAGGGGUAGGGGCCUGGAUGCCGAAAGGAGCCAGGAAACACUUAAACAAUUAGAAAGUAAUGAAUCUUGGGCAAUGCAGAGGACUAUAAAUGAAAUGAUGUUCAGAGAGCCUGAAGAACUUGGACAAAAUAAAAACAGAGAGAGUGCAGUCAUCCAAGACAGACCAAAUAUGAUGUCUAUGAAGUCACAUUCCAAGUACUCUGGUGCCUUUCCACAAUAUGGAUAUCAAAGAUUUAAUGGCACAGAUGAUAUUGCAAGGAGGAUGACUGACUUCAGUGAAUCACAAAAUCAAUUAUCCCACAGUUUCCUCCCUGUCCCAACACAUAGAACUCACCCAGAGAACCUAGAGGUACCACAACGUGGUUCGCCACAAGAAGUGGAAUCUGAAAUGCCUCCACAAGAAACUGUCCUAUUAUCUGCAGGGAGUAGAGAGGAAUUUGAGCACCUUCUCAAGUUCUUCACUGCGAUGGGCUUCAACGAGGAGGUGGUAAACAAGGUCUUGGCCCGUACUGGCCCCAAAGAAGCCUCCCAGAUUCUGGAUUUGAUCCAGCAAGAGCAGGAUAAAUCAGACCAGCAAAGAGACCACUGUAACACAAAGGCACAGAAUAAAGACAAUGUGGCUAGGAUAAGAGCCAUGAUCAGUGAAGGACUAAAGGAGGCUGCUGAAAUUUUAGAGACCAGUAAAGAUGAACCAGAGUCCAAAGAGGACGACUUUGUCUUGGGUGUGUUGAAGAAGGCCGCAGCCACCUGUGGGUAUACAGAGGAAAGAGUAGAGGAAGUGUACAGCAAUUUACCAGAGCUGAACCCACAUGAGCUGCUACUGGAAUUGCAGAGGCAGGGAGUCAAAGAGUCCAACAGAAGGAAAGACAGCAAUACAGGAGCGGAGCAGACGAUUGGGAGGAAUUCAGAGGCAGACGUGAAAUAUCUCGAAACAGGGGGCGAAAAGACCGGAACAGAGGCAAGAACAACAGGGAUUGUCCGACAACCAGACACAACUAAAUUGAACAGCACUGCGCUAGAGUCACCCACAAUAUCCCAAAACCAGCCACCACUUCAUAGCAACCCCCCUCUGUCAGUGAGAGGUCCACCACAGACAACCUACCCCUCAAAACCGACACUUGAAAACUUGGACUUACCUGACAUAAACCCAAAUGUACAACUCAUGAAUCCACACAUCCAUUCUGGAAGUUUACAUCCACAGAGUGUCCCUCAGAACAAUCAUCUAAGUUUCCCAAAAGUACCAAACAUCUCCAACCUUCAGCAGCAUGUCAGCCUGCCCAAGCAGAGGCAGGGCAAAUCAGCCACAGCGUCUGUGGUCACUGGACCUCAAAGGUUUCUUGAGGGCCUCAAGAUGCCCUUCAAACUAGAGUUGUCGGAUGAUCCUGGUAACUCCAUGCUGCGUCAGAUCAUCAUUGAUGGGAGCAAUGUUGCAAUGAGCCACGGUUUGGGGGUGUUUUUCUCCUGUCGAGGCAUCGCUCUGGCUGUACAGCACUUCUGGGGGAAGGGUCAUCGCAAAAUCACUGUGUUUGUCCCUCAGUGGAGACAAAAGAAACAUCAUAACAUUAAAGAGAAGCAGUAUCUGACUGAACUGCAGGAUCUGGGUUUGCUCUCAUUUACUCCGUCCAGAGAGGUGGAGGGUAAGAGAAUCAACUCUUAUGAUGACAGAUUCAUGCUCGCAUUGGCUCAGAACACAAAUGGAGUGAUUGUGACGAAUGACAAUCUGAGAGAUCUAGUGGACGAGUCGCCUGCAUGGAGAAACAUCAUAAAGAAAAGUUUGCUACAGUACGUGUUUGCCGGAGAUCUUUUCAUGUUACCUGACGACCCGAUGGGCCGCGGUGGACCACACCUGAAUGACUUUUUACAAUCACAAAACAGCAAUUCACCUGUUCCAGGAAGUCACUCAUUUGCGGGCAUGUCUUCGUCCAUUCCUUCUGCGUCUCCAGCCCCUCGCGCCUACACUGAAGUCCUGCAGUACCGAGACUGGACACCACAGGGUCAACGUCGCAAGGAGGUGAUGGAGAGGACAGUCGAUGAGACACUGAAGUUGAAAGAGAGUUUGAUGCAGAUCUUUCCAGACCAGGAAAGUGUCAUUAUCAUGAUUCUACAGUGUCACCCAACAAUCCGAAGCAUGAACGAGCUCACAGACUUCAUAUUGGAACAACAGGAAUAAACAGAGACGAGAAGAGACAUUUUACAGUGCAUAGAGUCUGUGUUUAAAUGAAAAAUACUUUUAAUUCCCAUGUAGCUAUAUAUUCUUAUGUGUUUUACAUUUUAAACUUAAUUUAUAUAUUGAUUGAGUCACUAAUGUGCUUAAACUGAUGGUGAUGAAUCUAAUUUGUAUUACUUUUAUUGUGCUUUUCAAUGUGCAAGAAAUGUAUAACUCAAUCGUUUUAUUGAUUGCAGUUUAUUUUUUUACAUGGUCAUUCUUGGAGGAUAAUAAAAAUGGCUUAAAAGUGUAAGAUGCCAAAUGAAGCAAAACUUUACAGUGGACCUCCUUAUAAAGCUCCUGCAAUAUAUAGAUGCAUUGUUUCUGUCUGGGUCAAUAGAGCGCAAUGGUGUCCAUCCACCUUUUCUGCUGUCUUGGUUCCGAAGUCAUUUUUCCCAUUAUGUUUUUUCCAUAGGGAUUUAAUAAAAGCUCAGAGGUGAAUCACAACAUUACAACAGUUUGAGGUAAAGGUGCCAAUCACCUUUCAGAUACAGAUACCGCCUGUCAGCAGUGAUGAAACAUUACUGAUGAAUUGUAGUCUGGUACUGAUUACAAAUGACAUGACUAAAAUGGCAAUAAAGAACUUAU